Messenger RNA from Bufo gargarizans (Asiatic toad), 5412 nucleotides. RefSeq names its product ankyrin repeat domain 16 (gene ANKRD16). The record is from RefSeq and is a predicted model, not a curated record. Bases 144 to 1436 code for a protein of 430 amino acids. Gene Ontology annotation, cellular component: cytoplasm. The transcript has 7 exons. Lineage: Eukaryota; Metazoa; Chordata; Amphibia; Anura; Bufonidae. Gene Ontology annotation, molecular function: protein binding.
GAUAACGUAACGUCGCCUAAGCCAAGCGCUGACUGGACGAGGCUCGUGGCCACGCCUUCUUACUGUAAGCCAUGGAGCCAAACAUAGCCUAACCCGAGGUGAAAGUUGGUUUAUACAGUUCGGUCGUCUGCACUGUGGCGCUUAUGGGGCAGGAAUGCUAUGGUGAAGAUUACCAAGGGCAAUAUAUGGCUGUCCUACAGAGGGCAGUGCUGUGGCUGAACACAUGUUCACAUGAAGGAGAUGCUGUCACUAGGCGCCUGCAGUGGUGGCACACUUCAUGGCUCCAGAUACUCCACUGUAACGCCUGCACUAUGUCACUGGAGGAGCAGGAGAAGCAGGUCCUGAGAUUCGUUCAGGAGGGCAAAAUCCACCUCCUCCAGGAGGAGCUUGAGAGGAACAGCAGGCUGCUGGCCGAUCUCCAUAGUAAACAUUUCGGUAGAUCCGGGGACACUGUGUUACAUUAUGCAGCACGCCAGGGGCAUCUCCGUGUUCUCUCCUACUUGGUGGAGGUGGUGGGCAUGGAUGUGGAGGCUAGAAAUAAUGAUUACAAGAGACCACUACAUGAAGCAGCCUCCAUGGGUCACAGGAACUGCCUGCUGUACCUGCUAAGUAAUGGAGCCAAGGUGGACUGCCUGAAGAAGGCUGACUGGACCCCUCUGAUGAUGGCCUGCACAAGAAAAAACCUGGAUGUUAUCAAAGAUCUCAUUGAGCAUAAGGCCGACCCCACGCUAAAAAAUAAGGAUGGCUGGAACAGUUUUCAUAUUGCGUCCAGAGAAGGUGACCCCGCUGUCAUCACCUACCUGCUUGCUGCAGUCCCUGAUAUCUGGAAUACCGAGAGCAAGAUAAGGAGAACACCUCUGCACACAGCAGCAUUGCACGGAUGUUUUGAUGUGGUGCAGAUUCUUCUAGAAAGGUGCAAUUAUGAUCCAGAUUGUAAGGACAGCUGUGGGGUGACUCCAUUCAUGGAUGCAGUGCAGAAUGGACACCUCCAGAUUGCUGAGCUACUGAUGGAGAAGAAAAAGGUCUGCUAUACAGCUGUGGAUAAAAUGGGAGCCCAGGCACUGCAUCGGGCCGCAGUUACAGGACAAGACCAAUCCCUCCAGUACCUGGUAUCUCACCUUGGUCUGAAUGUGAAUGAAACAGCAACUUCUAUGAAGCUGAGCCCACUGCACUAUGCUGCCAAGGAAGGACAUGUUCAUUCUCUGUCAACCCUGUUAUCCCUCGGUGCUGAUCUAAAGAGCCGAGACUCAAAAGGAAGAUCAGCUCUUCACAUGGCAUGUACUGGUCAGCACGCAGGAUGUGUUGAGUUUCUCAUGAAAUCUGGACUCAAAGACACUGUCGAUUGCAAUGGGACAUUUGCUGAACAGCUAGCUAAAAAAGACGACGUCAAGAAAAUAUUUGCACUUUUUCAAGAACAAGAUAAAAAUGCUAAUUAACCUUGACUGUAAACAGAUGUACUUAAAGACUGCAUCAACCGAUGAACUCUGUAGUUUACAUAUGGAUUGAACAUGUAUAAAACGCUGGGUAACACUGUAAGCCCAUUGCAUUACUUAUCUUCUAUUGAUCCUGCGUUACAGCCUGUAAAACACUUCAUAAUUCUGCAGACUUCAGAGCUGAAAUCUCCCAGCAAUCCUUGCCCACUGAACCCCUUAGUGAACAGCUUGUUUUGCACCUUAGUAACAAGCAAGUCACAUUCCCAGAGCUAUAGGGGAGAUUUAUCAAAGCUGGUAUAAAGGAAAACUGGCUUAGUUGCCCAUAGCUGAUUCCACCUUUAAUUUUUCAGAACUUUUUUACUUUUCCAUUGAUGUAGCUGUAAGAGGGCUUGUAUUUUCAUGAGACCAGUUGUCGUUUUAAUGCACUAUUUUGGGGUACACACGACUCAUUGAUUAACUUUUAAAUCUUUUUUUUUUGUGAGGGGGGGUGAAAAAAACCAGCAAUAAUGUAAUUUGUCUUUUUACAUUUUAAGUUCUGCGACGUUCAUUUAACCCCUUUGCUAUGGCGCUGGAGUGAUAGGUAAACAUGCCGCCCGCUCGCACUCACAGCGGGCACAAUGGCCGGCGGGUCUCCUCUGUUUCUAACAGCAGAGACCCGCGGCUAAUGACCGCGACCAGCAAUAAUGCCGACCGCAGUCAUUAAAGCCUUUUAGAUGCCGUGAUCUAGUGUGACCACGGAAUCUAAAGGGUGAAAAACUUGGAAGCUCGGGCUUCUUACCACCAUCCUCUGCAGCCAAUGAGGGUGCCAGUAAUUGCCAGUAAUUGGUUUCAAUACGCUGGGUCUCUCUGAAGAGACCCAGGGUAUUGAAGCUGCAAUUCUUAUUUUGGCCAGCACGUGGCAGGCCAACAGAGGAAAUGAGCAAUUCUAGUACCAAUAUGGGUCACCACGUCCGAAAACAUCCAUACUAUUAAAAUAUAAAAAUAUUUUUUCAAUACUGCGAAUGGCGUAACGGAAAAAAGGGUCAAAAUGGCUGAUUUGUCAUAUUUUCAUCGCUUCUGUUACCCAAAACAAUUAAAUGUGAUCAAAAAGUCACACACACUCCAAAAGGGAAUCAAUAAAAACUACAGAUCGUCCCGCAAAAAAUGAGCCCUCACACAGCUCAGUAGAUGUAACUAUAAAAAAGUUAUGGGGGUCAGAAAAUGGUGAUUUGAAAAAAAACAACAACUUUUCUUUCAACGAUUUAAUCUAUUUUUACACUAAUUAGACAUUUAAAAAAAACUAUACAUAUGUGGUAUCAUUGUAAUCGUACUGACCUAGAGAAUAAAGGGCACAGGUCAGUUUUGCCGCAAAGGGAAUACUGUGGUAACAAAAUGUGUAAAACGGUGCAGGAAUUGUGUUUUUUUUUUUUUCAAUUCCACCCCAUUUGGAAUUUUCUUUCCCACUUCCCACUGCAUUGUAUAUCAACCAUUGAAAUGAAUGGUUCCGUAUACGGAACGCAAAAAACGUCCCGCAAACAAAAAAAAAAACUGUCGUGUGAAAGAGGCCUUAUACUGCUGCCGAUUGCUCGUUUAUCGGGUAAUCCAGAUCUUUAAGCAUGCUGAAAGAUCAGGAUUCGCUGGCAGCAUAUCGUGCUGCCUAAUAACAAUCUGCUGCUGGCAAACCACUGUACAGCAUGGGGACAAGUGAUGGCAUAGCGAUCGCUCCUCCCCAUGCUGUGGAGGACAUCGCUGCAAGUAAUAGCAGCGGUCUCAUCCGCUAGUUAGCAGGCAAUUCCCGGGAGGGAAUGCUUCCUUCCUGACAAUCAUCUGCCUGAUCACUCCGAUCAUGUCUUAUACACCCUCUAGUUUUACUAUUUUUGCAUGACAAAAACCCUUUAAAAAAAAUUGCUUUGUUCAUCUGAAGACCCAUAACCCAUAAAUUUCUUUUGAUGGAGCUAUAUGAGGGACAACCUGUGGUUUUAUUGGUAUCAUUUUGCGGUACAUGUAUUGAAUGCUUUUUAUUACAUAUUUUUUUUUUUUGGUGGUAAAUAAGUAAAAAGCAGCAAUUCAAAUGUUGUUUUUUUUCCCCAUUCACUAUGUGGAAUAAAAUACAUGACUGUAUAGUUUGAGUAAUUACAGGUGGGGCUAUACCAAAUAUGUAUACACUGUUUUCUAUUGAAGAAAUGAUUUUCAAUAGAAAAAACUGUUGUUUUUUUGGGUUUGGAGAUUUUAUUUUAAUACAUGCGAUGGUUUGAUUCCUCACACAAUGCACCCUGCUAUGUAAUGGUGCAGUGUAUUAUCCUGUCGGGCAGUCCAUUAGGUUGUGAUAUUAGGAAUACAGAUAGGGCAGAACUAGGUUGAUCCGUUGGACCCUCUGCUGUGGUGUACAGACAUCGGCACGCUGUGAUCUCAUUUGCAGUGAUGGAAGGAACCCCUCUCCCUCUGAAACCACUUAGAUGCCGCAGUCGCUGUUGACCACAUCUAAGGGAUUAAGCCAGGACUGGCGAUUCUGCCUAUCUGGGCCAUUAGAAAAAGGGCUUGGCUGUCAUAAGGCAGCUAUGCUCCUGCCCUUCUCUGCACUGGAGAUCCAUGCAGCGCUUAGACUAGGCCGCCGUAAGAAGUGGUGCCUUGCCUAGCCCCUUAGUGACUGCUGUAAAAAGUGCAUAUUGGUGGUCAGUAAGCGGUAGAGUAUACACAUUGUGGUGAUUUACUUUCGGGAUGUGCCAUAUUUACACCAGGGAUUUUAAGAAAAAUACUGGAUCAAAAAUUAAAAAGAAGGUAAAGGGCCUAGGUUUCAGUCAGGGUCUUCGUCACCAGUUUGUGCUGCCCUCGGGAUGAUUUCCUUAACCAAGUGCAUAGCCUGGUUCACAGAAUACUGUGCUUGGCCACAUUAACAGUGAGACCAUACGAUAUCGUGUGCAUGUGCGUCAGGCGUGAGGUAUAGGAGGACAUGUACGUAUCACUGGGAAGUUGUCCCUAAAAUAUAACCUUUAUUCAACACAUAAAAUAGGGUAUUUCCAAAUCAAAUAUACAUACAAAUGGCUAAACCUCAGUAGAAUUUCCACCGGGUAUGAGUCUAUUGUCAAUCACUCAGAUCCCGAUUUAGGACUGCCUACAUGAUAGGGGAGUCACAAAGGGCAGAGACUGAAGGGGGAGAGGGUAUGAAACAGUAUAUUGCCUGGAUACAGACCUCUACCAGACUAACUAAAAGUAGUAUUGCCCUCCCCUAUACUGGCUACAAACUGAAUACUGCUUCUACUAAUACAUGGCUCGACGCGUUUCUUAGGUUGCUAUUGAUAUGCAACCGAGUCUUCAGGAGCACAAGGGAAGCUAUAUCUAGCAGACAGACCUCAGGUGCUGCUGAAGAUUUGGUUGUAUAUGUAUAUCACCACAGCUGCGCCACGUAGCCAUACCCUAAACCAAGACCGGCAAACCGGAUGUCAGUAAAUGUCAGGAGAAAUAAGGAUCAGGUAGCUGGUUCAACACUUGUGGAUACCCCCUGUAUAUUUAAAGAAGUUGUCCAAGUUCAGAGCUGAACCCGGAGAUACCCCCAUUUUUGACCAAGACAGCCUUUCCUGAUAUGAGCAUCGGAGCAUUUCAGGCUUCUUUAGGAGAACUGUAACGUACUAGGCUCUCCAUGGGUAAAGCUAGGUGAAGGCUUCCACCCAGCAGUGAGCCCGGCGACGUCACCGACACUAAUGGACGGGCGUUAGUGCUGCCCUAGCCUGUCAAAUCCUCCCAUCGGAGCCGGUGACUUUAACAGCAACACUGCUAGGAGAAAGCCUCCAACUAGCAGUGUAAAAAAUAUAAACAGCCCUUGCCCUCCAGCGCAAGGCAACGGAGAGCAUGAAAAUGGGGGGAUGUCUGGGUUCAGCUCUGAACUCGGACAAUCUCUUUAACUUUUAUUCCUUCUCUUUUCAAUUGUCAAUGCUGGUUAUUAAACUUUUCUUUGUAUGGAUUGUCCCUUAUAUAUUGUAUUAAUAAAAUUACCUCUAUCUUA